Diprion similis is the source of this 2642-nucleotide messenger RNA. RefSeq lists its product as uncharacterized. The record is from RefSeq and is a predicted model, not a curated record. The coding region runs from base 54 to 1340 and encodes 428 amino acids. The transcript has 8 exons. Lineage: Eukaryota; Metazoa; Arthropoda; Insecta; Hymenoptera; Diprionidae.
GUUACACAAAAUCCUGAUCGCGAUUCUGGAAGACCAAAUUCCCAUUUCAAAUCAUGGCAGAAGAAGGUGCGGAGAUCCGCGAGUGCCUAAGCAGUUGGCUGGCCUACCUCCAGACGCUGAACGGACUCUGCACCGCCGGUACGAAGCUCGCGCAUUCCCUGCAGGACCUUCUGUCGACCCACGACGGCCACGACGCCUUGGCAGCAAGGUGCAAAUUGACCGGACAAUGUCUGGCCGGGUGGGAAGAGCUUACCCGGGCUACCAACGUCGCCAGCAACACCGUGAAGAACCAUGUCAGCCACGUGAUGGCGGCCCUUGGAGAGGCUCAAGGUGGAACCGUUGACUCCCAAGAUAUCCUCUGCGACAAUUUACUGACCUUCAUCAACCUCCAGUAUCAAUUCUGCCUCGCCUGCUGCGAGUGCUUAGGUGGAAUGGCAGAGUGUUCCUGUGCUCGAACCGGAAGGUCGGAGUGCGAGGUGGCAGCUUUGCAGCGGUGUUUUGAGAGGCUGUAUAGUCCAUCGGGUGGCUCUUCGUCCGGAGGUCAUCAGCAGGGGCAGCGAUCGCGUCUGCCUUAUCCGCUCUUUCCUCUGCAGGUCCAGAGGCGAUGGUCGGAAACCGCUGCUGCCGAAAUGUCCGGAUCUACGGUCGAGAACGCGACCAGACGAUGGUCCAUGCCUUGGGAUUGUCGCCACGUGUCCGACUUCCUUGAGACGCCAACUGCCCACCACCAGACCAACGCCAGGACCAAACUGAAGGUGCCUUCCAGUCAGGAACGAAGUCGCGCCGUGACACCCGACUCGUCCUGGAAAUCAUCGACCAUGGCUAGUCAGGAUGGACUCCGGGAGGCCAUUCAACUACUAUCCUGCAAACCGGGUAUCCGACCAUCGACCCAGCUCUAUCAUCCGAAUCAGCAUAUUCCGGAUGUCACUCUGACGACGUGUAGCUUCGAUAGAAACAGCGACUGUUCCAGCACCGCUUGGCUCGAUAAUCGAUCGAGUUUAAGGUACUGGCCACGAGACGCUGGAGACCACUCGGAUCAUUCCGUUUCAGAACAGAGUGGAACCAGCGGCAGUGGUCAUAGAGACAGCAAGGAUAGCAUCCACUCGCAGAGUGACCAUAGUGGGAUCGGCCAGAGAGAAUCAGAUGCAGGGACGAGCGAGGUGCUGGUCUCGAGGAAAAGCAGCUCGUCAACGGACUCGUGCCGAUCUGGUUCGGAGUGUGGCGUCGUCGGGGGGGAAUCCUCACGGUCUCAGCUAUACUCAAUGUGGAGUGGAGGCGACCUGCCCUUCAUCAAGCUCCCUGAGAACAGCGAACGAACCGAUAAAGAUCCUCCGACAUAAACGAGAUAUAUUAUGUACAACAUAUCGUUUAAACAAUCCGUUUUUAAUUAUGACCAAGUCGUCCUUCGCCGGUUGAAGGAAUCCUGUACACAGUAGAGAUUUUAACUAUAGCCUAACGCGGUAGUUGCCUGUUUCAAAAACGGGAAGAUCGAUCCCCUCGCUGUUCUUGUUUAUACAACUACAUAGAAGUUAAAAUUUUUACUACCCGUAACUAUAAACUUGCUUCCUUGGAAGUGGAAACCAUUCGUCGAGGCAGAUAAUGUUUGUCGAAAUAAUUAACGCUGGUGUGAAUUAUAUAUAGGAUUUGUUGUGAACUCUAGUUUCGAAAAUCCUUCCGUUUACUGUUCGUCACUUGUGAACUACUAACACAUUUUCGUAACAACGAGUCGCUUCUACACGCCAAAAUCAUAAAUUAUUUUAUAUCACGCUCUAGAACCAAUAUGCCAGCAAUUCUGACAACCUCUGCAUAUUGAUUUAGAAUCAUGAAAAUCCUCGUUUAGAUGUUUUAUAUUGUGUAGUCGAACAGGUUUCAUACGUCCGUUUGAAUCCAAGAUGUGUCCUAUGUGUACGUUUUUCAAUAUAUUUGAUAGACGUUGAUUAACGAAAUGAUAAUAUACUUAUUGAGGCUUCGAAUAGGUGUAACCUAUUUUUUUUUAAUCUUUUUUUCCGACAGAAAAAUGAGGCCGUGAAUCAUUUUUUGAACCAAUUUUUCACCUUGUAUCCGUGAAUUAUAAACUAUUGUACAAAGUAUAACAUACCUCUAUGAGAAAAAAAAAGUUCAAUUAACCUUAAACGGUAAUUGUGUCGGUUGAUUUAUCCCUAUCUUUUGUAUAGUAGAAUAUUAGAAUAUAGUAGAAUCUGCUUAUACGUAAUUUUAUUCAUAUGGCACAAUACAACGAUAUAGGUAUUCGAUAAAAUUAUUCUAGACAUUCUAUAAAUUCUUAAAAAUAACGUAGGUAAAUUAUCAUCAGUUUCCUCCUGAAACUGCUUUAAAAAAGCAUUAAAAAAAAAAAAAAAAAAAAACAAUAUACAAGAACUACACCGUAAUAUAAAUCUACCCGUUAGGCUGAAACGAGAUUCGAAAUUCCAAGCCAUUUAACAGUAAUAUCGAAAGAUUGGAAUCGACAAAUUCGUUCCCACCUACUCGGGGCUGACAUCUAUUUUGUAUUAAAAAAAUUCUCGUAUCCGUGUCACUUUGCACGUGUAUAAUUUUAGAACAAAUUUACUCAACGUUUCGCACACGUAUAUGUAUAUAACGACCAGCGCAUCUUAUCGAACUUUCUCGCUCGCAGGCUCGAAUCC